UUAUAAUAGAGAAACAUGGCGAUUAUUAAUGCGACAAGUGGUGCAAAGAUGAGUGUUUUCACGUCUGUUAUUUGAUUCUUUAAAAUUAUUUUUGAUUAUAGACUAAUGUAAAAAAUCAAAUGUUACGUCGACGAAAAUUAACAUUGAAAUUCUUUUGCAUGACAAUGCGAAGGUGAAGUUGAUAGGCGUGAACUUCGCUAAAGUGAUCAAGUGAUUGAAUACUUUUCUCGUGUGCUUAAUCUUUUACUAAAGUGAAGAUUCACGCUAACAUGACACUGGUCACAAUGAAGGCACGCCAAGGCAAUCUUGAUGAUGACACAGACGAUAUUGAACGAAUGGAAGAAAAUAAAGAUUGGAAAAUACCAAUUGUUUUUAACAAACAUCGGCAUACUUCUACCAUUGAAGGCAUCAAUUGUAUUACUCAAUUUUGGAGAUUAAAAGAAAGAAUGAAAACCGUAAGUGUGGCCUUAGUUCUCUGCCUCAACGUGGGUGUUGAUCCUCCAGAUAUUGUAAAAACUCAACCAUGUGCACGGCUUGAAUGCUGGAUUGAUCCGCUAUCUGUGAGUCCACAAAAAGCUCUAGAGACAAUUGGGUCUAAUUUACAAAAACAAUACGAACGUUGGCAGCCUCGUGCUCGUUACAAGCAAAGCUUGGAUCCUACGGUUGAAGAAGUUAAGAAAUUAUGUACUUCAUUGCGCAGAAAUGCGAAAGAAGAGAGAGUUUUAUUUCAUUACAAUGGACAUGGAGUACCAAAACCAACAAGCAAUGGAGAAAUAUGGGUUUUUAAUAGAACAUAUACGCAAUACAUUCCACUAUCGGUUUAUGAUCUUCAAACUUGGAUGGGCGCACCAAGUAUUUAUGUUUAUGAUUGCUCAAAUGCCGGCAUCAUUGUCGAAUCAUUCCAACAGUUUGCUGAACAACAUGAGAAAGAGUAUGAAAAUGAUAAAUCAGCUGUUCAACAAAAUCGAGCGACUGGAGUACAAAUGCCUUCUUAUAAAAAUUGUAUUCAACUCGCAGCUUGUGCUAUUAAUCAAAUUUUGCCGAUGAAUCCAGAUCUACCAGCUGAUGUAUUUACUUCUUGCCUCACUACGCCAAUUAAAAUUGCCUUACGAUGGUUCGCCAUGCAAAACACAUCCAAGUUAGUCCCCGAAGUGACCUUGGAUGUUAUUGAUAAAAUUCCUGGACAAUUGACUGACAGACGUACAAUGUUAGGUGAAUUAAACUGGAUAUUCACAGCAAUAACUGAUACAAUCGCAUGGAAUACAUUACCUCGUGAUUUGUUUCAGCGAUUGUUUCGACAAGAUUUACUUGUAGCAAGUUUAUUUAGAAAUUUUUUACUUGCUGAACGAAUCCUUCGUUCAUAUGACUGCACACCAGUUUCGUGCCCCAAGUUACCCCCGACGUAUCAGCAUCCAAUGUGGCAAGCAUGGGAUUUAGCAUUAGAUUUGUGUCUUUCCCAACUUCCAAUAGUUGUUAAUGCUGAAGACAAAUUUGAGCAUUCGCCUUUUUUCGAAGAACAACUGACUGCCUUUCAAGUAUGGUUAACACUAGGAUCUAAGAAUCGAGAUCCACCAGAACAAUUGCCAAUUGUUUUACAAGUUUUAUUAAGUCAAGUUCAUCGAUUACGAGCUCUGGAGCUUCUUGGGAAAUUUUUAGAUCUCGGUCCUUGGGCUGUUAAUUUAGCUUUAAGCGUUGGAAUAUUUCCAUAUGUUUUGAAACUGCUUCAAAGUAAUGCUAGAGAGCUUAGACCACUUUUGGUAUUUAUCUGGGCUAAAAUUCUCGCUGUAGAUAAUUCAUGUCAAGCAGAUUUAAUUCGUGAUAAUGGACAUAAGUACUUCUUAUCAGUUCUUCAAGACGUCACAAUUGCAAGUGAACAUCGCACUUUAGCGACUUUUGUUCUUGCUUGCAUUGUAAAUAACUAUCCUGCGGGACAAGAAGCUGCUCUUCAAGGAAGCCUAGUAUCUAUUUGUCUUGAACAAUUAAAUGAUCCCAAUCCUCAAUUACGUCAAUGGCUUUGUUUAUGUCUUGGAAGACUUUGGCAUAAUUAUGAUAAAGCACGAUGGUGUGGAGUCCGUGACAUUGCUCAUGAAAAACUUGCGAGUCUGCUUCAAGAUCCGGUACCUGAAGUAAGAACUGCCAGUGUAUAUGCCCUUGGAACUUUUAUAAAUAGUGUAACUAAACGAAGUGAACAUGCUAAUAAUAUUGAUCAAAUAAUUGCAAUGACGUUAAUUAAUACUGUCACUCAUGAUAUGUCACCGCUGGUGAGGAAAGAACUGGUUGUUGCAUUGCAAUGGAUGGUUUUACAUUUUGAAAAUUCAUUUGUGACGCUUGCACUUGCUGAAGAAAAUUCUCGCAAAGAUCUAGUUGUUGAGACAUUUUUCCCAUUCAGUGGAAUGCGACGAAUUGGAUCCAGAGACAGAUUAAAGAUGAUGCCAUCUAAUAAUACUCAUGGUUACGAUUGCACAGAUAGUAUGGGCCAGGAUAGAAUAAAAAGAGUAUCUUCAUCAUCUUCAAUUAGUAGUUUAGGAAAUAAUUGGGAAUUCGUAAGGAAGCCUUGCGAGUCUCUUGGUCAUAGUUCGCUUGGGAAUGUACCUGGUGUAUCAUACGGAAGUGUUUACAUGAAGUUAUGGCAUGGUCUUGCAUCGCUGGACAACGACCCUCAUCCGGGUGUAGCUGGAAUGUCUCAAAAGGUGACAAAUCAUAUACGUAAUCAAGUGAAAGAAUCUUCAACGCCGAAAGAAGUUGCUGAUACAAAACUUGCAUCAUCUUUAUCACUUCCUCCUUCACCAUCAAAUCGAACCAGUUAUUUAAAUAAGGAGUCUCCACCUACAACUAACUCGACAUCUGAAUUAUUAAGAGCAAGAGUUCCACCUUACCCAAAUCGUGUAAGAAAACCAAUCCCAAAUACAAUAUCGGAGGAGACUGACGAUACUUCUGGGAUAAGAAAGCCACUGAUAACAUCUCAGUUUGUUGAAUGGAGCUGUGCUCAGUUUGCUCAACCCGUCAGUUUUGACAAUGAGACAGAGUCCACAAGUGAUAUGGAGAGCAGGGCACAUUAUGAACGCGAAUGGAGAUAUCUAAGAAAUAAAAGGCAACGACGGGAGGCAAGAGAGGAGCAACAAAAGGCUCACGUAUCACGAAUAGAAUCCCAAGUGUUUCAUAGCCGAUGUCCUCAACAGCCUGAAGUGUUGUUAUUUCAUCCGUUUGAUCCACAUUUAGCUGUGGCCUCUAAAGACAAUUUCGGGAUAUGGGACUGGCAGUCAAGCACUAAAUUGAUGUAUCAUUCUACGCGUGGAAAUAAAAUAGGCACGAAAAUUACAUCGUUAGAAUUUAUAAAUUCUCAUGAUGUCUCUUUGUUGAUGACAGGAUCAGAUGAUGGUGCAGUGAGAAUUUGGAAAAAUUAUUGUAAUAUGUUAGGACGUGAGCCAACACUUUUAACAGCUUGGCAAGCUCUUGGAGAUGUACAGCCUGCCACAAAAGCUUCUACGGCAUCUGCAGGUCUUGUUACCUCUUGGGAACAACGUUCUUUAACUUUAGCAGCUACUGGAGAUGUACGAAUUGUUCGAUUAUGGGAUGCAGAAACUGAAUUAAAAAAACAAGAUAUUCUUACUGGUGCUGAUUGUUGUGUUACUUCUAUUGACACGGAUGGAACAGGUGCCAUGAUGGCCUUGGGUUGUGGAGAUGGUUCAGUAAGGCUUUUCGAUCGCCGAUUACCACCUGCUGAAGCGAAAAUAAUGACCUGGCGGGAACACAAUGCAUGGAUCCUUGGUGCUUACCUCUCAAAAUUCAAUGACCCGCAAUCGGCGUGUUUGAUCACAGGCUCUUCUAGUGGCGAUGUUAGAAUAUUUGAUCUCAGGAAAAAUACUUCUGUGAAUGUCAUACAAAUAACCCAUGGACUGACAGCUUUUACAGUGCACCCAACAGCAAAUAUUUUUGCAUGCGGCUCAAGUCAUCACUGUAUUAGUGUUUAUAAUACAACAUCAGGUCAACUCUUGAAUACAAUUAAGUUUCAUGAAGGAUUUAUGAGCUCACGAAUAAGUCCUGUCGGAUGCUUGAACUUUCAUCCGUAUCGUGUGGUGCUUGCUGCUGGAUGUAUUGAUAACUCCAUUACUGCUUAUGCCGCUGAACCACGUAGAUGACCGUCAGAGAUAGAAAUUCUUCAUGGCGCGUACGUAUUUUAAUACCAAAAACAUGAAUUACGUAAUUACAAUAAUUAAAAUAUUAUUGAAGGAAAUAAAAAUUACUACAAAAUAGAAAUAAAAAUAUUUUAGAAUUAAUAAUCAAGUCAUCGUGUAUUUCAAGUCACAGAGUAAUGUUAUUGUCUAGUAAGCAAACCAAGCGGAAAUAAUUUAUAGCACAGCAUAACGUGAUAAAUGAAUUAGAAGAUGAUUGUACAUAAAGAUUGAUAAAUUAAAUAUUCAAAUGCUUGAAACGCUAUAUCAAUAUAAUAUACGAUAAUAAGUCAUGAAUGUACAUAGUUAACAAAAAAGUAUACUUAAUAGUCCUUAAUACGGUGGAAUGCUUCUUUUUUUGCAAAUAAUGUCAAUUUAGGUUAAGAGUUUUACAAAGUCUGCUAAAAACUGUCUCUAUGAAAUUCUAUACUGAAGUCGUUUCAUAGUAAUCGACUACGUGUCUUGCUUUCUCUUGUAUGGCACAAUGACAAAAAUUUGUUAUUAAAAUUUUUGUUAAAGGGCGGAAGAAAAACGUACAAUACAUGACUUUAAUACAGACGAUUAUCAUCUACGAUGAUGAUGAUGAUGAUUCAUUCAUCUUGCCGCCUUUGUACAUAUUUGUUUAAUGAUAUUAAUUAAUAAAAUUUUAAAAAUACAUCAUGUCAAUAACUAACAUUCUUUCGUUUUAAUAACAUGAAAAUGUAAUUAAUUUUUUUUAUUAAUAAAUACAAAUUGCCAUUGUA
Molecule: messenger RNA, 4915 nt
Organism: Chelonus insularis
Lineage: Eukaryota; Metazoa; Arthropoda; Insecta; Hymenoptera; Braconidae
Gene: raptor
Product: regulatory associated protein of MTOR complex 1
Exons: 7
Coding region: 270-4139 (1289 amino acids)
Biological process (GO): cellular response to starvation; cellular response to amino acid stimulus; positive regulation of cell growth
Cellular component (GO): cytoplasm; TORC1 complex
Molecular function (GO): protein binding; protein-macromolecule adaptor activity
Source: RefSeq, a predicted model, not a curated record